UUCCAUGUCUGCUUUGGGAUGUUCUCCUGGACGUACUGGAAGUCCAUAUUCACCUCUCCUGCCACACCAUGCAAAAAGUUCCAGCUGUCCUACUCAGACAAGCAGCGGUACGAGAUGGAGGAGAGACCAGACGCUCAGAAGCAAAUCCUCGUGGAGAUCGCAAGGAAACUGCCCAUUUUCACCCGAACCCAAUCUGGAGCUAUCAGGUUCUGUGACCGCUGCCAGGUACUGAAGCCUGACCGCUGUCACCACUGCUCUUGUGUCUUAAAGAUGGACCAUCACUGUCCCUGGGUGAACAACUGUGUUGGUUCCAACUACAAAUUUUUCCUACUUUUCCUCGCAUACUCGAUGCUGUACUGUGUAUUCAUCACAGCAACAGUCCUUCAGUAUUUUCUCAAAUUCUGGGUGGGGGACCUACCAAAUGGACCUGCCAAGUUCCAUAUCCUCUUCCUCAUGUUUGUUGCACUCAUGUUCUUUGUCAGUCUCAUGUUUCUCUUCAGUUACCUGUGGUUAGUGGCCAAGAACAGAUCCACUUUAGAGGCCUUCUCAGCUCCAGUAUUUGUCAGUGGACCUGACAGAAACGGGUUCAGUCUUGGUCUACACAAAAACCUGCUGCAAGUGUUUGGAGAAGACCGCAAAACUGUGGUUCAUCCCCGGUUUUCACAAGGUAAUUACUGA
This is a messenger RNA of Poeciliopsis prolifica (blackstripe livebearer), 678 nucleotides long. Its product is annotated as palmitoyltransferase ZDHHC15B-like. NCBI's taxonomy places the organism in Eukaryota, Metazoa, Chordata, Actinopteri, Cyprinodontiformes, Poeciliidae. The record is from RefSeq and is a predicted model, not a curated record. Gene Ontology annotation, cellular component: endoplasmic reticulum; Golgi apparatus. Gene Ontology annotation, molecular function: protein-cysteine S-palmitoyltransferase activity. Gene Ontology annotation, biological process: protein targeting to membrane; synaptic vesicle maturation; peptidyl-L-cysteine S-palmitoylation.